Ficedula albicollis (Collared flycatcher) is the source of this 1477-nucleotide messenger RNA. RefSeq names its product aprataxin and PNKP like factor (gene APLF). The transcript is spliced from 8 exons. The record is from RefSeq and is a predicted model, not a curated record. Gene Ontology annotation, cellular component: site of double-strand break; nucleus. Gene Ontology annotation, molecular function: 3'-5' exonuclease activity; DNA-(apurinic or apyrimidinic site) endonuclease activity. Gene Ontology annotation, biological process: double-strand break repair. Lineage: Eukaryota; Metazoa; Chordata; Aves; Passeriformes; Muscicapidae. Bases 39 to 1250 code for a protein of 403 amino acids.
AGGUUGAUGCAGAAGAACCAACUGUUUGUGCUGUUGAGAUGUCCUGUAUUCCAUUAUUAAUGGAACCAGCAUGUUCCAGCUCUGAGGUCCAGGGAGCUGCAAAAAAGAGGAAUAAUGAUGCUGCCUACAGACUUUUGAUUCCUCUUCCUGAUAAUAAUGAAAGCAAACAGUCAAAAUCUAUUCAAAGAAAGAGAGUGCUUCCAUCUUGGAUGCUGGAAAGAGAUCUGGUGCAGAGGGUUUCCAAGCCUGUAAUGACAGGAGAUAGUAGGAAGAAAAAGGGCCAAGGACGGGGAGAAGGUCAAACAGAGUCGUUAAAAUCAGAAGUACGUGUACAGCAGAAAAAAAGAUUGGCUUCAGAAGAAGCUAUAGAGCAUUUUGAAGGUGGAGAGCAAGAUCAAGGGAAAAGGAGCUGCCUUUGCAUCCCUGUUCCUUCAUCUCAGAGUACAUCUGGAUUUCCUCUUGAGACUAUCAUGAGGGAUAUGGAAAGAAGUGGCAAGACUGGAACAAAAAUCCCUGGAAGUUCUCUGGAAAAAAAUGAUAGGCAGCUGCAUAGCAUAUGGUCUAAAAGAGUUGGUCAUAUCUCCAGUGAAGACAAUAGAAUUGAGGAAACAGAAAACAAAGAGCAGAUUACUGGUUCUACAAGCCAACAAGCUCACUGGGGCAGGACUUCCCAAUAUUUUGGUGCCCAGGAAGGGAUUCUUGAGCCUGAUGCAAAUCUGGACUACAACACUGAGAUUUCUGAUUCAGCCAGAAGUGCAGAUGCUUCAGAAAUCUCCAAACAGAUGCAGCAUAAGAGGACACCUUGCAUGUAUGGAAGUGGCUGUUACAGGAAGAAUCCCGUUCACUUCCAGCAGUUCAGUCAUCCUAAUGAUGAUGACUAUCAUGACAUGGAGAUGGUGGCUAAGGAUGACAAUGACAACCGGCCGGAGUGUCCAUAUGGAAUGGCUUGUUAUAGGAAGAACCCCCAGCACAAACUGGAAUACAAGCACAGUGCACCUCCAGUAACUGGAAGAGGAACACUACAACGAACUUCAAGCCGUGGAAAAAGGGCUGUGGAGAAAGAUGGUGUCAGUGACGGUGAAGCCAAUGAAUAUGACCUCGAUGACAGCUUUCUAGACGACAAGGAGGAGGAGGAGUGCGAACCUACUGAUGAAGACUCGGACUGGGAACCAAGUUCAGAAGAAAAGGAUAAUGAAGAUGCUGAGACACCUGUGCAAAAAGCACAUAGAUUUGUUAGGAUCAAAAAAUAGCUGCUCAGAACAGCCUUAUGAAUGUUUCUUGUGGUUGUGUUUAAACAUGGUUGCACAAAGGAGAGGAAUUGGUUGAAAUUUUUUUUUCUCCAUGAUGUAGGCACUACAGGAAGGUAAUAAUGGGAGGAAGGAAUUCUGCAAUGCCUUUCUUGUCCAUAUGUAUUAUUUUGGGGCUGGUAUGGUGUUUGUUUUAUUAAGUUGUGGGCCCAGAGGAUAGAGUUGUGAAC